AAGAUGAUACUUGGUGAGGAGGGCAUUACUGUAAUAGAAUCCCAAGAAUCAAGAAUCUCAUCCUGUUUGAAAGGCUCAGCUCAACCCAUUAAAUUUACAGUGCCUGCCAUUCAUUCCUCUCCCUCUUCUUGAUUAUAUACACACAAUUCAAUCAUCUUUAACACCCCAAUCAUUAUAUAAUAUAUACAUGAGUUGAAUAUGUAUGUACAGAGUUUAUAUACUUCAAUGGAGGCAUCAAAAAGCUUGCUUUCUUCUUCCUCUCAAUUCCCUCCUCGCUCAUUGCCUAAACUUUUUUCUUCAGCUCUGAAGCUACAUGAACAACCUACUCAUGUACUUAACUCAGUGCAAACUACAUCUUUAGCUCCAACUUUCCCUUCCUCUGCGUGUACUCAGGUGCAGCCAGAUGACGUUAAGCCUUUGUUGCAGAUAGACAAAACAUACCAGGAAACAUUGGAUGGGGAACAACUCAAAACCGGAUUCACAGUACACGAAGAGAAUAGCACUGUUGAUCCGGAUAAUUUUCUUCAUGAAUUCCAACAGCAAUUGCUGCAGCGGCAAGGUUUAUGGUAUUUAUUACCAUCCUCGCAGACAGGAAGUAUGCCAUCCUCAACUUUUAGUGAUCAGUGUGGUGGUGCAAUUAAUAAGUCUACAGGAGUUGAACCAUGUGAUGUGCUUGCCCUUGCAAAAGAAGCUUUGCAAGCCUCUAAAAAGGCCGUCUUAUUAGCUGAAGACCAUAAACCAUCUGGCGCUAAUCUCGAGGAAUCCCGUACCAUAAGUUUAGGAUCUAUGACAUCGGCCGGUUUCUCGGGCGAGCAGGCCAGGACUGUAAGGUCAACACGUCGUCUGGAGAGACAAUCUAAGAAAAGAAGGUAUCCUGAGAAAAGAGAAAUGUUUCAAGAUAAAAGAGUCAACCAUCCUAGAAGUAAAAGUAAGGCAUCUGAUUCUGAUGAUCCUCUCCGAUUAUUCACAUGGGUUCCAGAAACCAAAAAACUGUUGACUGCCAAAGAAGAAUCAGAGUUGAUUGUUCACAUACAGGAGUUGAUGAGAUUAGAGGAAGUGAAAGGUAGGCUACAUGCUCAGUUUGGGCGUGAACCAACUCUGGUUGAAUGGGCUGAUGCUGUUGGGCUUACUUGUCGAGCCUUGAAGUCGCAAAUGCACUGUAGUAACAAGAGCAGGGAGAAGUUAAUAUAUGCCAACUUCCGAUUAGUGGUUCAUAUAGCAAAGCAGUUCAACGGCCGUGGGCUUAAUCUUCAGGAUUUAUUGCAGGAGGGAAGCAUGGGCUUGAUGUGGAGUAUCAAAAAGUUUAAACCCCAAGCUGGCUGCAGAUUUGCUACUUAUGCUUACUGGUGGAUACGACAGUCAAUUAGGAAGUCUAUUUUUCAACAUUCUAGGACAAUCCGUUUGCCGGACAGUGUAUAUGGACUACUGUACAAAGUAACGGAAGCAAAGAGACAAUGCAUCCAAGAAGGGCACCAUCGUCCAACCAAAGAGCAAAUUGCAGCUCGUUGUGGAAUCACAGUUGAUAAGUUGCAAAGACUGCUAUGUGUAGUAAGAACGCCUCUUUCAAUGGAACAGGCUGUGUGGGCAGAACAGAAUACCACAUAUCAGCAAAUUACUGCUGACAAGGCAGUUGAGACCCCAAAAGAGGCUGUGGAAAAGCAACUUAUGAGGCAACACGUACGCAACUUACUCGGUGUCCUUAAUCCAAAAGAGAGGAAAAUUAUGCAGCUGAGAUACGGCAUUUUAGGAGGUAAAUCAAAAACGCUGUCCGACAUAGGUGAUGUUUUUGGUUUGUCCAAGGAACGAGUGCGACAGCUAGAAAGCCGAUCGCUAUACAAACUGAGGCAGCAUCUAGAGAGUGAAGGUUUGGCUGCCUAUGAAGAGUUGCUUUUUAGGAAUUAAAAUUUCACUUGUUAAUCACUUCACUAGUUUAGGUUGGACUCGGGGAUGAGACGAAUCCUGGUACUGUCUCAUAAGAAGAGUGCAAUGGUGCAAGUGAAUAAUGUAGAUAAUAUUUUUUGAAUGUCUACCUUCUGUUGAUAACUUUUGUUGGUGUUAUAGAGCCAUACCAAUGUACAGGGAACUAAUGAAUAUAUCAAUUUUCAAUUUUAUAUUUUAUUUACUA
This is a messenger RNA of Daucus carota subsp. sativus, 2125 nucleotides long. RefSeq names its product RNA polymerase sigma factor sigF, chloroplastic. Gene Ontology annotation, molecular function: DNA-binding transcription factor activity. Lineage: Eukaryota; Viridiplantae; Streptophyta; Magnoliopsida; Apiales; Apiaceae. The record is from RefSeq and is a predicted model, not a curated record. Bases 199 to 1902 code for a protein of 567 amino acids. The transcript is spliced from 9 exons. Gene Ontology annotation, biological process: regulation of DNA-templated transcription; DNA-templated transcription initiation.